UUUCACGUGAAGGUGAAGCCCCGCACCCGUAGACCCCACCAGUACAUGCAGGUACCCGAUAACACGCGCUACUCAUUGCUUGGCAGUCGUACCGUGAUUCACCUGGGCGGGCGCUUCCCUCUAUUCUCACUUCACACAAACUCUUCCCACUGACAACACAAGCUCGUAGAUAUAUCACCUAUACCUGUACUUCGCCCUUUACAGUCAGCCAUCCGGUACUAACCUUGACAGCAAUAACCCAGAAAUGGACGAGGAGUAUCCGCUCAUGGCCUGUGUAGAAGCGCAAAUGCGGGGUGUCACCAUGAGCGCAUCACACAGUCGCUUUCUUAACCUCCCGGGUGAACUUCGCAACAAAAUCUACGGCUUCUGCGUCGAUGCAGACCCCGUUCCACUGCGUCUCCGUCACGAUGAUCCGAUCAAACCGGUAGGAGGAUGGCGCUGCUUUACACAGACGUGUCGGCAAAUCCGAAAAGAGUUCCAUAUCAUCUACAUGACCCAUACAACGUUUCGCCUAGAAUCCACUUACCACUACGCCCGAUACAUUCGCGAUUUUUAUUCACCAAGGGAUGAGGUCACGAUGCUGCGCUACCGCGGACACAUCAUCAGUGUAGUUGGGCAUAGCCGCGAUGAGAAUAUGGGUGUGGACGAGUUCUACGAUGCAGACAUCGCCCGCGUAGUCUCGCUUGUCGCGCGCUCACCGAAGGUUCGCUUUACCUUCGAACUCCAGAAGGAUCUAAAGAAAUACUUCACGGCGGCAAAUGGCAUCGCACAGGUCAAUAGUAUGCUCUCGUUGUUCGCUGAUUCGUCCGACUCAAAGUGGCACGACAUGGCCAAGUCGAUCAAAGAGAUGAGACUCAGGGUUCGCACCAAUCACUGUCUACUUCGAAUUACCAUGGACCAAGACAUGGCUAGGAUGUGGAAGACUGCGGUUCAUGAGAUGUGGAACGAAGCAGCUCAGCCCACGCGUGGCAUACGUGAAUUGAGGCUCGCAUGGCCUGACCCGAACCCGCAGGAGCGUUCAUAUGGGUAUCGGCACAAGUUUUGGUUCAGUGACGAUGAGGAUAAGACUAAAAGUUGUAUUUGGCGAUCGUGAGUAGUAUGCAGAGGGGUAAGGGGAUGGAUGAUACUCACACGCUAGCUUUGGCUGAUAGCUGAGACAUGCGUCCAGGCAGCCUGGUGACGUCUUCGAAAUGUAUGGCAAGGUGCUCUGGAUUAUCACUCAGCAGUUCAUC
Molecule: messenger RNA, 1232 nt
Organism: Alternaria rosae
Lineage: Eukaryota; Fungi; Ascomycota; Dothideomycetes; Pleosporales; Pleosporaceae
Exons: 2
Coding region: 245-1093 (282 amino acids)
Molecular function (GO): protein binding
Source: RefSeq, a predicted model, not a curated record